CUUUCGGUCGCCUUGCAAAACUCAAGAAAAACCGAAACAGAGGAAAUAAGCUGAAUUUUUACGGCGAUCUAUGAUGGCUCAAUCCCUUUGCUUACGGCCAUGAGCUAAUCUACUAAACUUGCUUCUUUUAAGAUGUCUGCGAAAGGGAGUGAGCUGCGAAAAUUAAGCGAAGAAAGCUUGACCAGGCCGCCCGAAGAAGUCUUUGAUGUCCUCGAAAAGCUUGGCGAAGGUUCCUAUGGCUCUGUUUAUAAAGCAAUGCACAAGGAAACAGGUCAAGUUGUUGCCAUUAAACAAGUACCAGUUGACACAGACCUGCAGGAGAUUAUCAAAGAAAUUAGUAUGAUGCAGCAGUGUGAUAGUCCAUAUGUUGUGAAGUAUUAUGGAAGCUACUUCAAGAACACAGAUCUUUGGAUUGUUAUGGAAUUCUGUGGUGCUGGCUCAGUGUCAGAUUUAAUGAAAAUAAGAAAUAAAACUUUGACAGAAGAGGAAAUAGCAUGUAUAUUGAAGUACACUCUCAAGGGACUUGAAUAUCUUCAUUUGAGAAGAAAAAUACACAGAGACAUCAAGGCAGGGAAUAUCCUGCUUAAUGCAGAGGGCCAUGCCAAACUUGCAGACUUUGGGGUUGCUGGUCAACUCACUGAUACAAUGGCAAAAAGGAACACAGUUAUAGGAACUCCAUUUUGGAUGGCCCCUGAAGUGAUACAGGAAAUUGGCUAUGACUGCUUAGCAGAUAUUUGGUCUCUAGGAAUUACAGCAAUAGAAAUGGCAGAAGGAAAACCUCCUUAUGCAGAUAUUCAUCCAAUGAGGGCAAUAUUUAUGAUUCCAACCAAGCCCCCUCCGACGUUUAAAGAUGACGAAAGAUGGAGCAUGGAAUUCUUGGACUUUGUUAGCAAAUGUCUUGUGAAGAAUCCAGAGGAAAGGGCGACUGCUACGCAGCUGUUACAGCAUCCGUUUAUUGAAUCUGCCAAGGCUUUAAGUGUGCUAAGCAGCAUGAUUCAAGAGGCGCUGAAUAUUAUGGAGGAAGAAAGUACACGAGAGGAAAACGAGGAUGAAAACGAGGAGGCUGACGGACAAGUGGAAUCAGGGACAAUCGUGAAAGUCGGUGAUGGUAAUGAAAACACCAUGAUAAUGAACACCGCAACAAGUGUUCAGAGCCAAGAUACAAUGAUUGUGAACAGUGAAGCAGGUACACUGCUGGAGUCAGACCUUGGGACAAUGGUGAUCAACUCUGACGACGAUGACGCUACAAUGAAAAGACUGGACAGUGACGCCAAACAGAAUUAUCGGCCGUCCUUUAUGGAUCAUUUUGACAGAAUAUUCGAAGCUGGAGGGCGAGGCAGCGAGUCUGGCGCUAAUGGUUCAACUGAAGAAGACUCCGGGGGACUCCUGAGGGGAGUGAAACCAGAAGAUCCCUUUAAGCUUAAGAAAGAAGGGCCCCCUGACUUUGAAUUUUUAAGAUCUCUUCCUUGUGAUGAACUGCAACGGCGAAUGCAAACACUGGACAUGGAAAUGGAAAAAGAAAUUGAAGGCCUUCGGUCCAGAUACCAAGCAAAAAGACAACCCAUCCUAGACGCCAUGGAAGCCAAGAAAAGAAGGCAACAGAACUUUUAGCGGCAUCACGUUGCCUCGAUGGGAAUUGUACAACACUGCAUGUUUUGUAGAAAAAGUUUUCCUUACGAUUAUUUAAAGGUUUUAAGUCUCCAAUUUUUUUUUGCCACGGGUAAAGUUACCUCCAGCCUGAAGGAAACUACACAACAUUAGUUCUGUACGAUAAAAUAAAUACCAAAAUGGAAAGUGUAAACCUAGAGGGAACCAGAUAUACUAAGGAUUAAGAGGAUUGAAACAGAUUAUGAAUGAUCAACUUGGUAGUUUUUCAGCGAAAUGUUUUGGCAUGCUGAGUAUUUAACGUGGUUCCUUUAAGGUCAUAUUUCUGUGAAAGCAGCCGGCAGAACAACUGCCCAGGGUACGAGCGUUAGCCUUUGAAUUUAAGGCAUAAUUGGUGAGUAGCUGCCCCGAAUAUUCUUCUGCCAAGUAAACGCUGUCUACACUAAAAUACCGUGUGAGUUCCAUCAACUCUUGUAAAACAAUGCGGACCUAUGGUGAACAUGGCGAAUAACCUUCCUCCAUACCCCCUCACAAAAGAAACGAGGUCCACCAGAGAAUUACAGUUAUCUAUGAGUGCCCCUCGAAUCAAGUAGGUGAUACGGACCUAUGCUGAAUAUUGUCGGUUGCGUCAGGAGAGAUACGUGUCCAGGAUCCUUUUCGUGCAUGGUUUUUGUGUGCGGAUUCAAAAUGGAGGAAUAAAAACCAAUGGCUGUGAGUUUCAUUUGCUUUAGGAUUGAAGUAGGAUCUCUGAAUGAACAGCGCACUUACAGAAUUGAAAAAACUUGUUCAUAUUAUUUAAACUAACAGUUUUACUUUAUACCUCUAGCUAAACUGAAGAAAUGGACUGAGAUUAGUUGGUAUGAAGAGUUUGGUUAUGUUGACCCAUGGUAAUUACCUUUGGUCCGUCAAAACUUUGUUUUGCAUUUGGUCAAUUGAUAGAUUAAUUGAAUGCCUGCGACCGAUCGACUCGCUGUUGGCCGCCCUCCUCAAAAACUUGACAUAAACUAAAGAAAUCUCUAUAUGAAGCUCAAAAACUCGAAAUCUCCAAUUAAUAAAGAAAAUUAUGCUAUCGGAAGCUCAAUAUUUUCUUUUUUUCUGUGAAAUUAGACGCCUAUUUAUAAAGUUUUAUUUUGGAAAGUGAAACAAUUCAUGUAAAAUCGCUCUUGUAUGAUAUGAUGUCUACCAGAUAUCAAGUGAGCGGAAUUCACAGAAUUUGACGUGGUGCCUUAGAUAAACAAAUGAGGAAUGAUGAAGAAUGAAAAUGUAGUCCAAGUAAAGACAGGAAUCAUAGAAAUCGAUCAGAGGCUGGAAAGGAUCAAUGUUAGGAUCCGAGCAAAUGCGCACCUACCCCUUCCCUAACUUAACAGCAGUCGCUGUUAACAAGUUAGGAUUAAUGUUGGGCUGGGGGAGGAGGGGUAGGUGUGCAUUUGCUCAGAUAUUGACGUACAUUACUUAUUCCUGACUCCUCAACUACAUUACUACUUAAAGUUUGGUAACUUCACACUGACAGGCCCCGUUGAGAGGUGGAAUCCCAGAUGCACUAGAGAGAUCCAGGGAAGUCGAGGAAUAGACGCGCAACUCCUGGAAAGCAGGGACGCCGGAGUGGCGUGCGUGAGAGUGUGAGACGUGGUGAAGCGUAUGUCAUAGAAAUGGAAUAUAAUGAAGGAAAUGGCUUGAAGUUAAUUGAUUUGGUUUGCCAGAGAAUGCUUCCCUCAUGUGGAAAGCUACUUUUUUCUUUUAUUUAUCGAUCACUACCUCAGUGACUUCGCUAUGGUUUUGUACAUUGAAUUUUAAUUCUAGACGUUGCUGUUUUUAAGACUUUUGUUAAUAAUUGAACACUAACACUUCGAUUGUUGUCUGGUCAGUUCGUUGACAUUGAGUCGCUCUAUGUCGCCCUAGAAACGCUGCUGACAAGUUCCCCGGGCCCAGAAAAUAUCUGCGUUUCGAUUUUUAGUGAAGAAAGGUUGAUACGUAGAUUUCCAUUUCAAAUUGAGCAUAAAAUGUAUAUAUUGCCUUUAUUAUGUGAUAGGAUUAUAGGUUAUUAUCUUUACCAGAAGCACGUUAUCUUCAUUUCAAACACUUGGGGAUCUAGUCUACUUUCCAGCCGUUUUUAUCUUGUUUGUUUGUUGUUGUAGCAAAGGGUUGUUUUUUUCGUGUUCUUUCGCGCUUUUUAUGUUUGUCGUCACGCGACUGUACUCGUCACGGUUUUCGUUAGUCAGAUGUUGCGUUACGACCCAAAUACCAUCUGGAAAGGAGGCUACAUCGUUCCCACUCAUUCUUGACUAAGAUCUACAACUAAUUGUAAAGCAAAGGGAGAUUGUUGGUUACUUAGAAUAAAUUAUCUUAGUUUUAACAAGUGAUUGCUUAAAAAAAUUUGAGAAGUAAAGUUUUUACAAUGA
Molecule: messenger RNA, 4004 nt
Organism: Stylophora pistillata
Lineage: Eukaryota; Metazoa; Cnidaria; Anthozoa; Scleractinia; Pocilloporidae
Product: serine/threonine-protein kinase 3
Biological process (GO): protein phosphorylation; signal transduction; protein tetramerization
Cellular component (GO): cytoplasm
Molecular function (GO): ATP binding; protein serine/threonine kinase activity
Source: RefSeq, a predicted model, not a curated record